This is a messenger RNA of Ceratosolen solmsi marchali, 1908 nucleotides long. Its product is annotated as interleukin-1 receptor accessory protein-like 1. The transcript has 7 exons. The coding region runs from base 96 to 1604 and encodes 502 amino acids. NCBI's taxonomy places the organism in Eukaryota, Metazoa, Arthropoda, Insecta, Hymenoptera, Agaonidae. The record is from RefSeq and is a predicted model, not a curated record.
GAGGAGGCGGCGGAGGAAGAGGAAGAGGAAGAGGAAGAGGAAGAAAAGUGAAGGAUAGUACGGUGUCUGUGCUUGUUGUGCGCGACUUUGAAGAAAUGGCACGAUUCGUCAUUACAGUGGCACUGUUGCUGUCGCUGACGAUUUUCGUCCCCAAGACUCGAGCCGAGGACAACGAGCUCAAGGAUUAUUGCUCGAUGCAUAGAUUCGAAAAUCUUUCGUCAGGACUGCGCUUUACUAAGGAAGUCGUGAGCAGCGAAUACGCGAACGUCGGCUCUUUCAAGGCGAUUCACUGCUGCCUUCGAGGAUACCGUAGCAUCGAAUGGUACAAGGACAAUCGACCUUAUCCAUGGCCCGGUGGAGAAAGUAGCUUCAUCUUAUAUCCAGAAAGCGCUAAUCAAACGAUUUAUACACAGGAAGUGAGAGCAUCCGACGCUGGACGCUACUCUUGUCGAGCACGUAACGAUACGACGGCACUAGAAGGUGACAUUUCCUUGUCUGUCUUAGGUGAGGAUUCGAGUGGCUAUAAGGGUCGUCCAUUACCAACGUAUAAGCCAUCCUCGCAGCUGGUACCACUAGGAGGUACUGCUAGACUUUUCUGCGAGGCUUACAUCGGCCGAGCUUACAUUUCCGACGCUCGCAAUUCGGUAAUGUGGAGGCGCUCUGAUAGUAACGUCACACUACCAAAUCACGGACGUCUCUCUCAGUAUCGCGUUUCACGCGAGGAUGAUCAAAUUGUAGGCUCGUAUUUGGUUAUCGAAGAAAUCAGUUUAGAAGAUUAUGGAGAAUACAUGUGCCAAGUUAGUAAUGGGGUUGACGAUGACGACAUUAAACUUCCCGCUCAUCUUUAUCGACAAGAGCCACAUUUUAAUGUGGGAUUACAGAAUGGAUCAUGGCGCAAGUCCCUGCUUUUGGCGGUACUCGUUCUCGUAUUACUUUGCUCAGUGGCGGCUUUUUACGGACGCUGUUGGUUACCUCUGACUUUGCUCUGCCGCGACAAAUUCUACUCUCUCGAGGAAAAUGAUGGAAAGAUAUGUGAUGCACUGAUAUGCUAUCAUGAAAAGGAUGUAAAUUUCGUUGUUGGAACAAUCAUUCCGACGCUAGAAACGAGGUAUCGAUACAAAUGCAAUUCAGUGGAGCUUUCAAAUUUAAGUCAACACUGGAACCUAGAAAUAAAUCCUCAUGCGAUGGCUGCUCGGCGACUGGUCGUCGUCAUCAGUCCCGAAUCCCUCAAUACCGGCUGGACAGAGUCAAGUGUCAGCCACGUGCUUAAGCUAUUGUCCAACAUACCUAUAAGGACGAUUGUCGUAGCUCUUAAGGAGCCACCGAGCUCAUCGAGCCUCAUGAAGCGAUCGACCCAGGGUAACCGCGACGACGGUGCAUCCAACCGCGCAACCGCCGCUGAUUAUCCAGACGUGGAAGUACUGCGCUGGCACGAAGCCAACGAACGCGAAUUCUGGUAUAGGCUGAGGCUCUCGUUACCAGCGAUGAGGCCAGCGAAUUCCGAUCCCGGCUGUCAAAGCGUCGCCAUGAUAGUCCAGGCGAACAGCAAAACACCCCAUCAGCAAAAGGUGCGCUCGCGCGAAAGUCUCGAAGUGCUGGUUUAAGAGGAGUCGCAGCAGCUGCUAAAAAGCAAUUAUUUCAAGGACGAUUGCCCAAGCGUAUAUAAGAAAUAGCAAGACAUACACUGAUUUGCAAAUUAAGAUCAUACAUACGUACGCCUUGUUAAAAUGUCGACAGCUAUGAACUUUCUUCUCAUGUAUUAGGAGCGCAACGUCAUUAAUCUUCAAAUGUUCAAAGAUUUUGCAUUCGUGAAAUUUAUUCAAGACACUACUUGAAUGCAUAGCUUUCAAAUGAAAUAAAUGAAUUAUUACUAAUUAUUAUAGAGUAAGAAAUUCGUAAGGAGAAAAG